AUGCCGAUCGCCCUGGACGACAAACGCGUUCGGCUCGUCAAGACAGCCUUUGUGACGUACUACCACCGCGAUGUACACAAGGCGUCCAAGUUCCUGCUGGACUUUGGAUUCGAGGUGGCGGAGCAACGGGGCGACGAGGUCAUUUUCUUCAAGGGCUACGGGCCCGACCCGUACUGCUACGUGGCACGGCGGGCCGGGGAAUGGGAGGAGCCCCGGUUCGGCGGCGCGGCCUACCUGGUCGAGUCAGCGGCGGAGCUGGAGAAGGCCAGCAGAAACAUCCCGGGGGCGUCGGCGAUCAGCAAGCUGGACGCACCGGGGGGCGGGGGCAUCAUCACGCUGACGGACCCGGUCGGACACCUGGUGCACCUGGUACACGGGAUCCAGGAGAAGCCCAGCGAGCCGCCCGCCGACAAGAACAAGAACCUGCAGAAGCUGGUGGUCAACUACGAGGAUGAGAAGCGGCGCGCGGGCAAGUGGCAGCGGUUCCAGCCGGGGCCGGCACCCGUGCACAAAUGGGGCCACUACGGCGUCAGCUACCCCCCGGGCCGGCACCAGGACAUGGUCGACUGGUACACGGGCCACCUGGCGCUGGCGGUCAGCGACAAGGUGACCAUCGGGGGCCAGGACGCCGUGACGUUCUUCCACAUCGACCGCGGGCUCGAGUACACCGACCACCACUCGUUCUACAUCAAGCCGACGCGCGGCGACGAGGAGAAGCCCGACGUCGCCCACAGCGCCUUCGAGGUCCACGACUACGACGUCCAGCAGCUCGCCCACAACUACCUCGAAUCCAAGGGCUACAAGCUCUCGUGGGGCGUCGGCCGGCACGUGCUGGGCAGCCAGAUCUUCGACUAUUGGUACGACGAGUCCGGGUUCGAGCUCGAGCAUUAUGCAGACGGAGAUCUGGUCAAUUGCGAGACGGAGGUGACGGUACAGGAGAAUGGACCGCAUACCAUGUAUGUCUGGGGACCGCCGCGGCCGGCGGCACGCGGCUGA
Molecule: messenger RNA, 996 nt
Organism: Fonsecaea erecta
Lineage: Eukaryota; Fungi; Ascomycota; Eurotiomycetes; Chaetothyriales; Herpotrichiellaceae
Exons: 1
Coding region: 1-996 (331 amino acids)
Biological process (GO): L-methylmalonyl-CoA metabolic process
Cellular component (GO): mitochondrion
Molecular function (GO): methylmalonyl-CoA epimerase activity
Source: RefSeq, a predicted model, not a curated record